Saccostrea cuccullata (small rock oyster) is the source of this 1254-nucleotide messenger RNA. Its product is annotated as protein-S-isoprenylcysteine O-methyltransferase-like. The coding region runs from base 17 to 904 and encodes 295 amino acids. Gene Ontology annotation, molecular function: protein C-terminal S-isoprenylcysteine carboxyl O-methyltransferase activity. Gene Ontology annotation, cellular component: membrane; endoplasmic reticulum. Gene Ontology annotation, biological process: C-terminal protein methylation. The record is from RefSeq and is a predicted model, not a curated record. The transcript is spliced from 4 exons. Lineage: Eukaryota; Metazoa; Mollusca; Bivalvia; Ostreida; Ostreidae.
ACGAAAUGUGUUUACAAUGGCGUUUCUGGUUGAGAAUGGUAGAAUAAGUUUGAAAAGUUUUCUGGGUGGUGCCUGCAUCGUUUUUGUGCCAUGGAUAUCGUAUUUAGGAACUAAUUUUGACUAUUUAUACACAUACUUUUGGUUCUUUCUGUUUUUACUGUAUGCAAUUUUGUACAAUGGCCUAUUGGUGCUGCUCAGCUACAUCACAACAGGUGGUAUCCACGGUAACUUCUACAAGGUGGCAGUACGAGGUGGCUUCCUUGGUCUGGUGUUUGGACUCGGGUGUCUUAUCAGCCUCUCUAACACCACCCUGACUCAUUUUGGGUGGUACCUGAUGGCGCUCAGCUUCUUCCACUUCUCUGAGUAUUUGACAACAGCAGCUACAAAUCCUUCCUCUCUCACCCUAGACUCGUACCUGUUGGACCACAGUCGCGAGUAUAAGUUGGCAGCAGUAGCUAGUUGGCUGGAGUUUUUUGUUGAAUGGUAUUUAGCACCAGGUUUAAAGCGGUAUUAUUAUGUAGCUGUCAUUGGUGUACUGCUAGUCCUGUUUGGAGAAUCUCUAAGGAAAGCCAGUAUGAUUACGGCUUCAACUAAUUUUAACCAUUAUGUCCAGUACGUCAAGAGACCAGGUCAUCAGCUGGUCACCAGGGGAGUGUACUCCUGGUGCCGACAUCCGUCCUACGUCGGCUGGUUUUAUUGGAGCAUAGGGACUCAGCUAAUAUUAGGAAAUCCAUUCUGCUUGAUAGCCUAUACAAUAGUGUCAUGGAGAUUUUUCCGAGAAAGAAUUUAUGAAGAGGAGAUAUAUCUUCUGAACUUUUUUGGUGAAGAUUAUUUAGACUACCAGAAAUCUGUGGGUACAGGUCUACCUUUCAUCACUGGCUACACGGGCUACUCAGCGCUGUAAUAUCUAGUCCAGUUUUAAUUCAGAAUUUGUCUCGAGAGUGCAUUUUAAUCUGUUUUACAAACAUGAAGAUAUGAGAUUCUUGGUGAUAACAUUUUCAUUCCUUUUUAUGUGUGUUUUAUAAUACAACUGCAUUAUUGCAUUUAACAUAAUACUAAGUCCAAGAACAGCAGUUAUGAACUGUUAGACACCAUUGUUCUGAGUGGAAAUGUCUGCUGGUAGAUAUUUAAUGUUUUUCUGCUCAUUGGCAUUUGUAAGAAUGAAAACUUUCUGAAAGUUGUCAGUCAUGAAUAUAAAUUGAAAUAUUUUUUAUGAACAAAUGAUGCAAUUUAUAUUUAUUAAAGGUGUAUUUU